AUGCCACUCUACCCCUCUCCCCUACCAAACUGCAUCACCUUCGGGAUGGAAAGUACACUACCCCCACAGCUAAGUUCAUUAAUCGUGAACUCACCAAGCAACAAGCAGAACAGCGGGCCAGAGUCACCCGCCUUGAGGAAGAGAACAUCAUUAACAGUGCCCUCAGAGAGGAAUGAUGCCAGGACCCAUAUGCAUUUUGGAGCACCUCUCUCAAACCAUGCAGCAGAACCCCCUCCCUUACCAAAGAACUACAGGACAAACCUUACUCCCCAUCCCUCGAAUCUCCAUCUGCAUUGUCUGGCCAGAGACAGACUAAGAAUGUGGCAUCCAGCAGGUACCAACCCAAGGCAAGUGCAGCUUGCAGCUGCCCCAGCAGAGACCCAAAGCGAUGAGGUCACAGACGCCCAGUUAGAACACAUACUGGACGUCAUGGGGUCGUCUUGGGUGCAAUCAACCAAGGAAACCUAUUGUGCUGGUCUGUUAGUCUUCUAUGUCUUCUGUGAUAUGAACAACAUCGCAGAAGACCAAAGAUGCCCGGUCAAUCCAACGCUCCUACUCAGUUUCCUAUCCAGUUGCGCAGGAUCCUAUUCGGGUUCAGCACUCACCAACUUUGCAGCAGCUAUCAGGGCCUGGCACAUGCUACACAGCAGGCUGUGGCUAAUCUCCCACAGCGAGCUAAAAACCCUGCUUGAAGGAGCCAAAGCAGUAGCACCAGAAUCAUCCAAACUGCCAAAAUGCUUACCCUUCACCCCAGAUAUCCUUUCGUUCAUAUGCAACCAUUUAAACCUUAAUGAUCCGUUAGACGCAGCAAUCUUUGCCUGCCUAAGAACAUCCUUCUACUGUAUAGCAUGGCUAGGCAAGUUUACCAUCAAAACCAUCAAAGGUUUUGACCCAAGAAAGCAUAUUGCGAGAUCCAGCAUAUCAGAAUCUUUUGCUCGGCACAGCAACCCUGUAACCAAAUUCCAUAUCCCAAGCACCAAAACCUGCCCUACCACAGGAGAGGACACAUUUUGGGCAGCUCAAGAUGGACCGUCAGAUCCAAAAGCUGUGUUAGCUAAUCAUUUUUGGGUAAACAAUGCUAGUAGUGAUGCACCAUUAUUCGCAUGGAGACAUCCUAAAGGUAUCAGACCUCUAUCAAAAGCAGAACUCGUCAAAAGGAUAGCCACAGUAACAGCUACCGCAAACCUCCCGAACCUCAAAGGACAUGGACUGCACAUCAGGGGAACGCUAGAGUACCUGUUAUGCAGGAUCCCUUUUGAUGUAAUGAAGUCAAUGGGUAGAUGGUCCAGUGACACAUUCACACUGUACCUCAGAGACCAUGCCCUAAUACUCGCACCCUACAUGCAAGCAUCACCAGCACUAGAACCAUUCAUGCGCUACACACAGCCCCCAUUGUGCUGA
Suillus subalutaceus is the source of this 1401-nucleotide messenger RNA. RefSeq lists its product as uncharacterized. NCBI's taxonomy places the organism in Eukaryota, Fungi, Basidiomycota, Agaricomycetes, Boletales, Suillaceae. The record is from RefSeq and is a predicted model, not a curated record. Bases 1 to 1401 code for a protein of 466 amino acids. The transcript has a single exon.